Molecule: messenger RNA, 724 nt
Organism: Porites lobata
Lineage: Eukaryota; Metazoa; Cnidaria; Anthozoa; Scleractinia; Poritidae
Source: the annotation of a GenBank genome assembly
AUGUCAAAGGGAGAGGAUUUGGACGCUUUAGGGUAAAAAACUAAAUAUUUUAUAAAACGUUUUUGAUUGAUGAGAAUUUUUCAGUCCAUGAACAGGCCGGGCUCGGAAGAAAAAAGAAAUACGAGUACACCCUUGUUAACAUCUGGAACAGUAACCAAAAGUUCAUAUAGGUUCGACUUCCGUUGGAAUUACUGAGAUCUCUUUUAUCUCAGCGAGAUCUCGGUUAUCUCGUCCGAGAUCUCUCUGCGACAUUACAAAUCAGUCUCGGAGAGGUCUCGGCGAGAUCUUUACGCCAUUAUAAAUCUCGCCGAGAUCUCGGUUAAAUUGUUGCACCGGUCGGAUUUAUGUUUUUUUUAAGUCUGAGCCGCCUAUGUCACUCAAAAAAAAAAUCCUUUUCAUGUAUGUGCCACAAGGCUGAAAAAUCACCAUCACAUCUGAAUCAUAUAGAUUCAUGUUCACGAUUCAUAUUUAUUUCCCUUUGUUUUUGGGUAUGGUAAUGUAUGAUAGUGAGUUUAAAACAAAAGAAAAUAAAAUUUAAACCAAUGAUAAAAUUGAACCACAACGUACAUAGUGAGCGUUAUGUUUUUUUUUGUUUAGUCUCUGCAAGACAAACGUUACGGAAAUUCAGAGGAAAGACAUCAGUUUCUUACUCAGCAAGACGAAAGACGCAUUCGCCGUUCGAAAAGCAAUGGCGCCAUGUUCAAAGCUAAUUUUUAGAAAGUAA